Penicillium angulare is the source of this 192-nucleotide messenger RNA. RefSeq names its product MFS transporter. The transcript has 2 exons. NCBI's taxonomy places the organism in Eukaryota, Fungi, Ascomycota, Eurotiomycetes, Eurotiales, Aspergillaceae. The record is from RefSeq and is a predicted model, not a curated record. The coding region runs from base 1 to 192 and encodes 63 amino acids.
AUGGCUCUGGCUCUGAGACGGGCCGGGCAUCUCAAGCCCGAAAUCCGUCUGGCUCAGGCCGUAUCAGAGUUUGAGGCGAAGCUUUCGAGAGAGGAGAAAGCAAGAUUUAAUAUAAGAAAGUCGCAGUCACUUGCAUCGCCUCCCACUAUCCAGGAUCAGAAAUUGACAGGAACCACGGUGGUCGAUGUUUAG